UUUAAAGAAAGUUCUUGAUGGAAUAAAGAUAAAUACUGCAUAUCUGUGUGGCAGGAGUGAACUUCACACAUCACCACUGACUCCUAUCUGGGCUUCUUAAGGAACAUUUUCCAUUUAUUUGUGCAAAAUCAAAAUUUUCUCCUGAGUUUCACUUGGAUUUUAGUAAAGGAUCUGAAUACUUCUUCCACCACUAAUGGAAUGGAUGUCUUGCUGAGGCAAACAGACGAUUCAGGAGGAAGUUUUGGAGAGAAAGUUACAACUGAAACAAUUCCAACAACCAGACUUACAUCAUUACCACCAAAGGGCUUCAGUGGAUCUAGCAGUAAGAGCAUGAGUAACAGCUCUUGGGGAAACAGCUUUGAGAAGAAUAUUCUAAACCAUAACAGCAGCACCUCCUACUUCACAUCCUCCUCAGUGGGUGUGAACGCAGGAGGAUCAGGAUCAGACUAUGCCUUUUGUCUGGGAGAUGACUCCACUGGGAACAGCAGGAGUGGAGGGGGACGUUGGGGCAGUACAGGAUUUGAAAGUCUACCUGGAAAAGACUCUGGUUCGAAGAGCAGGUCCAGCUCCUCAGGUGGCUUGAGAAAGACUCACGGUUCAUCCUCCUCCCACUCCCCCUUAUUAUUAGAGAGAAAAUCUACCAGUCACUCAGGAGGUUAUGAUGGAAGUUCAAGUGCAAACUCAUCACCAGAGCUGACGAGGAAGGACUAUGGCUCAUCUAGAGGAAGAUCUCAAACCAGAGAGAGUGAAAUCAGGGUCAGAUUACAGAGUGCAUCUCCAUCAACCAAAUGGACAGAGCUGGAUGAUGUGAAGAAAUUAGUGAAGACUGGACGAUCAUCAAGUGUCAGCCCCACCCGCUCCACAGCCUCCUCCACCCUACCUGUUCCACGCAAAGCCAAAGUCGAGACCAAAAUCAUUAAACAAGGCUCUCAGACUGUUUCAGGGCAGUAUGACACCACUAUUCUGGACUCAGCACUAAAGUCGUAUACAUGGACCAGCUCCACACUGCCCUCUAAUGCUUCCAGCACUACUGGUUUUGUAUAUCCAAGCAGCACCAAUAACAUGUCACCGGGAUCUUCUCUUUUAAACACCACUUCACCUUCAUCACUGUCAGUGUAUGGCUUCCAGAAUAAUCUUGCUACACCAUCUAGUACACUUCUCACAUCAAAUACAGUUAACACACAUUCAGGAUACGGUGUGCAGAAAAACAUUUCUCAGAACACAACUAGCUCUGGUCUUGUUAGUACAGGAGUGUCUACUUCUACAGGUACAACUACACGCUGUGUUAAUGAUGACUUGCCACGAAAAUAUAUUAUACUUGAAAAGGAGAAUAUUCCUACAAAAAAGGACACAGAAGUCCUCAUUCUGUCCAAAGACAGUGGGAAGCAGUUCUCCAGCUGCACAUCGUAUGGAAAAGGAGGGUCUGUUUCGGAUGUCUCGCUGAAGAAGGAGACUGUGGCAAGCAGCUACACUGAGACGACUCCUGUCAAAUUAUGUUCAAGCUCCUACUAUGGAUCUUCAUCAGUCCCUACCAAAGAUAAGGCCACAUAUGCAGAGAUCUAUAAGGAGAAGAAUGAUGGAAAAGGAGGAGGCGGCUGCUUCGGCUGUGGUCCGAGCUGGUGCUCCUGGUGGAAGUGGCUGCUUGGAUUGCUGCUUAGUCUUCUGCUGCUCCUCGGCCUCCUUUCUGGACUCAUCGCUCUCUCGGAGGAGGUGAAGAAACUGAAAGCGCAAGUGGAUGCACUUCAAGCCAACAGCGCUCAUGCUCAAAGACUGACUGGAAAUUACGGGAACACACUGAACCUGGAAUCCACUACGGCCCUGCAGAAACAAAUACAACUUCUCCUGGAAAAUGAGCUGCAGUCUGAGACAUUCCGAGCUCAACUUGCUUCCUCAAUCAAAGGAGAAAGAGGACUGCCAGGGCCUAAAGGUGACACUGGAGCUCCAGGAUCCAAAGGGGACAGUGGUUUCCCAGGGCUACCAGGUUCUCCAGGAACAAUGGGACACCCAGGACCUGAAGGACCAAAAGGACAGAAAGGAAGUGCAGGUGAACAUGGUGCAGAGGGGCCACCAGGACUCAGGGGCCGAGAUGGGGCACCAGGACCGCGGGGAGAUCCAGGUCCUGCAGGCAUUGGAAUAAAGGGUGAAAGAGGCUCUCCAGGCUCUCCAGGAGCUCAUGGCUCUCCUGGUCCAGCUGGUCCAUCGGGUCCAAAAGGUUCAGCAGGUGUUAAUGGUCUCUUGGGCGCAAGAGGUGAACCUGGUCCUCAAGGUUUCAGAGGAGAACCAGGCCCUUCAGGACCUAAAGGGGACAGAGGACUUCCUGGAUCACAAGGAAUUAAGGGUGAUCAUGGUGAAAAGGGAGAUCCUGGUGUACCAGGUUUCCCAGGGGCUCCAGGAAAACAAGGACUCAGUGGUGAGAAAGGAGCCAAAGGAUCGACAGGGGCUUCAGGUGUAGAUGGUGAAAAGGGCCAAAGAGGUGACCAAGGUCCAAUUGGGAUGCCAGGAAUCAGAGGCCCAGCUGGACCACCUGGUGAUACUGGACCUCAAGGAGCUCCAGGUCUUCAAGGGCCUCCAGGCAUUGCAGGACUUCCUGGACAACCUGGAGUUAAAGGUGAACGUGGUGAAUCUGGCAGAGUUAUCAAUGCAGCAGGCUCCAACUCUGUGGCCAUUCCUGGACCACCAGGGUCACCUGGACCACCUGGACCUGCUGGACCUCCAGGAUUGUCAGGCCCUAUCGGUCCUGCUGGAAUUCCUGGCCAGUCAGGUCCUAAAGGUGAUAAAGGUGAUAAGGGUGAUCAAGGAGUGCCUGGGAUCACAGUGGAAAGCUCAAAGAAUGAAAAUGCUGCUCAAGUUAUUCAGGGACCACCUGGACCACCUGGUCCCCCAGGGUCUCCUGGAGCUCCAGGAUAUGGCGCACCGGGCCCAAGAGGAGAGAAAGGAGCAACGGGAGAGCCAGGGAGCUUUGUGCCCAACUCAGGAACAUUUUUCGCCGGACCACCAGGACCACCUGGACCUGCAGGUCCUAAAGGAGACACAGGACCACAAGGACCUAGAGGAUUCCAGGGUGAUCCAGGUCAGCCCGGCCUACCUGGAAGACCAGGGGGUUCAGGAGAUGUCAGAGUCGCUGAAUAUAGUAGAACUCAAGGUCCCCCUGGGCCACCUGGACCUCCAGGGCCACCAGGUCAACCAGGCGCUAAAGGGGACAGUGGAAUUCCAGGUGCUCCAGGGAUCCCAGGAACAUCAAGAGGUUCAGGUUCUGUCGGGGUUCCGGGGCAGCCUGGACCCCCAGGACCUCCUGGACCACCUGGCUCUCCUGGACACUCUGGAUCUACAGCAGACUAUCGCCGUUUCAUUAUUGACUACAUGCAGAGUGACAGAAUGAGGCAGCAUUUGUCUGGUAUCCAAGGGCCUCCUGGUCCUCCGGGGGCCUCAGUGUCUGUUGAGGAGGUGGCAGCUCGCGUUAUUGCAUACAUUCAGCGCUCUGGAUUGAGUGGCUCCCCUGGUCCUCAAGGUCCUCCUGGCCCUGCUGGCUCUGUAUCUGUUAGUGACAUCAUUGCAUUAUUACAAAGAGAUGAUGUUCGGCGGUAUGUAAUCGGCCCUCCAGGACCACCUGGCCCUUCAGGAAGUGUAAAUCUAGCCAACUUUGACACACAGGAAGUGGCAAACUAUGUUCUGAGAAUAAUGAAUGACCGAGGAAUGAUAAACAGACCUGGACCUCCUGGUCCUCCUGGCCCACCUGGCCAACCAGGCUCCACCUACAGUGACAUCACUGCUUUGAUUAAGAGUUCAGGACUUAGAGCAGGUCUUCAAGGUCCUCCUGGUCCUCCAGGAAGACAGGGUCUACCUGGUCCAGUUGGUCCUCCAGGAGUCCCAGGUUCUUCAAGCUCAGGAUACAGACUUGAAGAGAUCCAGGCCUACAUACAAAAUUCUGGUUUACGGGGUGCCCCCGGCCCACCCGGCCCUCCAGGACCUCAGGGGCCUGCAGGGGACUCUAGGGCACUUAUAUCCUAUGACAGAGGCAGUCAGAGAGCAUCCAUCCGUGCCGAGCUUCAGGAGUAUCUCAGUAGUGAAGCUAUGCGGCGGUACACCUCAGGUCUUCCCGGACCCCCUGGUCCUCCAGGACCCCGUGGUGAAAAAGGGGACCGUGGUGAUUCUGGAUACAGUACAGGAGGUGGUUACUACUAUGCCACUGACCAUAAUGGAGUCAGAUUGGCUGAAGCAGACUAUUCCAAUGUUGCUCUGAGAGUCACUGACUACAUUCAGAGUCAGGGUCUACUGCAGGAAAUGAAUGAUAAUUAUUGGAGAUCUCGUUCCAUGGGAGUCCAAGGCCCUCCUGGUCCUCCUGGUCCACCUGGCCACCCUGGAUACAGCCGUGUUUUUGCUACCUAUGGGAACAUCACUACAGAUCUCAUGGAUUUCUUCAGAGUACAUGGUACUAUUCCAGGUCCACCUGGUAGACAAGGGCAAAAGGGAGAAAAAGGAUACCCUGGACCCAAAGGAGAAAAAGGGGAGAUGGGAAGACAAGGAAUACCUGGUGUUCAGGGACCAAGAGGUCCAGAAGGACUAAGGGGACAAAAGGGAGAGAAAGGUGAAUUCCAGAUUGUUCGUCGGAGGAGGAGUCUUGGCGUGUAAAGGCUUACGUUGCUGCUUUGGUCAACAAAAUUCUCCCUCUGUGCAUGGUGACUUUCAUCUAUAGCAAAGCAUGUGACCUGUAUCUUAGCCAAAGUCUGUUCAGCAGGCCUGAUGUGGUGCAGUUUCUCAAAUACACAUUACAUAACAUUUAGCAUGGUACUGUGUUUAAUCCAUAAUACCCAUAUUUUUCAGCCUUCCUAAUUACAGAUAAAAACAUUUUGUACAUUUCAUAAUGUUUGUUGCUUACACGCUUCAGUGACAAUAGUCUCCAGCACUUUUUGAAUUGUGUAGCUUAAAAUGUUCUUGCACUCAAUUUGGCACAACAGCGCUAACUUUCACUGGACUUCGUUUCAAACUGUUUUUUUUUUUAAAUUUGAAAGUUUAACAUGAACUAAAUUUGGAACUUGUUUACCAAAUGUAAUAAAAUAUUCCAUGAUCUCGA
Messenger RNA from Neoarius graeffei (lesser salmon catfish), 5071 nucleotides. RefSeq names its product collagen, type XVII, alpha 1b (gene col17a1b). The record is from RefSeq and is a predicted model, not a curated record. NCBI's taxonomy places the organism in Eukaryota, Metazoa, Chordata, Actinopteri, Siluriformes, Ariidae. The transcript is spliced from 55 exons. Bases 199 to 4629 code for a protein of 1476 amino acids.